GAGGCGGCGUUACUAAGAGCUUCUUAGCUGACUGUUGGGAACUGUGCUGUCACGUUUUUGACGUGAAAUAAAUUCUGGUUUUUAUUUUGGCGAUAUAACGCACAUUAAAGCCAUGUCUCUUCACGUACCUAAAGCCCCUGGUUUUGCACAGAUGUUGAAGGAAGGCGCCAAGCAUUACUCUGGACUUGAAGAAGCAAUCUUUAGAAACAUACAAGCAUGUAAAGAGUUGUCUCAAACAACACGAACAGCGUAUGGACCAAAUGGCAUGAAUAAGCUGGUUAUUAAUCAGCUAGAAAAACUGUUUGUCACCAAUGAUGCUGCUACAAUUUUAAGAGAAUUGGAGGUUCAACAUCCUGCUGCAAAAAUGAUAGUUAUGGCUUCUCAUAUGCAAGAACAAGAAGUUGGAGAUGGCACAAAUUUUGUGCUAAUUUUUGCUGGUGCUCUUCUAGAACUUGCAGAAGAGCUUCUCAGGAUGGGACUUUCUGUAUCGGAGGUAAUUGAAGGUUAUGAAAUUGCAUGCAAAAAAACUUUGGAAAUUCUUCCUGACUGUGCGUGUGCUUCAGCAAAAAACCUGAGAAACACCGAAGAAGCAGCAUCUUAUAUCCGUACAGCAGUAAUGAGUAAACAGUAUGGCAAUGAGGAUUUUCUAUCACAUUUAAUUGCACAAGCAUGUGUGUCUGUUUAUCCGGAAUCUGGUCAUUUUAAUGUUGACAGUGUAAGAGUGUGCAAAAUACUGGGGUCUGGGAUAUCUAGCUCUUCAGUACUUCAUGGAAUGGUUUUUAAAAGAGAAACUGAAGGAGAUGUCACAUCGGUUAAAAAUGCAAAAAUAGCUAUUUUUUCCUGCCCAUUUGACUGCAUGGUGACAGAAACUAAGGGGACAGUUUUGAUUAAUAAUGCUGAAGAACUUUUGAGCUACAGUAAAGGUGAGGAGAACAUGAUGGAAUCACAAGUAAAAGCCAUUGCAGAUGCUGGAGCAAAUGUUGUGGUAACUGGUGGAAAAGUUGCAGACAUGGCCCUUCACUAUGCUAAUAAGUAUCAGCUCAUGGUCAUCAGGUUGAAUUCAAAAUGGGAUUUAAGAAGAUUGUGCAAAACUGUUGGAGCUUCUGCUCUUCCACGACUUACACCACCCACUCCAGAGGAAAUGGGUUACUGUGAUAGUGUUUAUUUGACUGAAGUUGGUGACACACAGGUGGUGGUUUUUAAGCAUGAUACACAAGACUGUAAAAUUUCUACUCUUGUAAUCCGAGGGUCUACAGAUAAUCUAAUGGAUGAUAUUGAAAGAGCAGUAGACGAUGGAGUCAAUACAUUUAAAGUACUUGUAAGGGACAGUAGACUUCUUCCCGGUGCUGGAGCAACAGAAAUUGAAUUGGCUAAACAUAUUACUACUUUUGGAGAGUCUUGUCCUGGGCUAGAGCAGUAUGCAAUUAAAAAGUUUGCGGAGGCUUUUGAAGCAGUCCCUCGAGCUCUUGCUGAAAACUCUGGUGUGAAGAGUAAUGAACUGAUAUCCAAAUUAUAUGCUGUUCAUCAAGAAGGAAAUAAAAACAUUGGAUUUGACAUUGAGAAUGAAGGAGCAGCAGUUAAAGAUAUGCUGGAAUCUGGCAUCUAUGAUCCAUACCUUGCAAAGCACUGGGGAAUCAAACUGGCCACAAAUGCAGCUGUAACUGUACUUGGAGUAGACCAGAUAAUUAUGGCAAAACCAGCAGGGGGACCAAAAGCUCCACAAGCAAAGAAGGAUUGGGAUGAAGAUCAAGAAUAAGCAUUUUUAGUGUCUUGUACAUGUUUGCCUUUGUUUUGAAAUACUCAUAACAUUAAAUUUAUUGUGCUGUUGUCAUUCUAA
Messenger RNA from Erpetoichthys calabaricus (reedfish), 1837 nucleotides. RefSeq names its product chaperonin containing TCP1, subunit 8 (theta) (gene cct8). Gene Ontology annotation, biological process: protein folding. The record is from RefSeq and is a predicted model, not a curated record. Bases 113 to 1756 code for a protein of 547 amino acids. NCBI's taxonomy places the organism in Eukaryota, Metazoa, Chordata, Cladistia, Polypteriformes, Polypteridae. Gene Ontology annotation, molecular function: ATP-dependent protein folding chaperone; ATP binding; ATP hydrolysis activity. The transcript is spliced from 15 exons. Gene Ontology annotation, cellular component: chaperonin-containing T-complex.